Myotis brandtii (Brandt's bat) is the source of this 3124-nucleotide messenger RNA. Its product is annotated as zinc finger protein 260. Lineage: Eukaryota; Metazoa; Chordata; Mammalia; Chiroptera; Vespertilionidae. The record is from RefSeq and is a predicted model, not a curated record. The annotation marks the transcript as partial. Gene Ontology annotation, biological process: regulation of transcription by RNA polymerase II. Gene Ontology annotation, molecular function: RNA polymerase II cis-regulatory region sequence-specific DNA binding; DNA-binding transcription factor activity. The transcript is spliced from 3 exons.
GCCGGAUUCUAACUUUUCCUAACAUUGCUCAGAGGAAGGACAGCCUGGAGGACAGAGGACAGCAGCUGUGGACAGGGAGGGGAAGUCCUGAUGUGAACUUUGAGGACGUGGCCAUUGCCUUCUCUGAAGAGGAGUGGGUGAUCCUGGAUGAUGCUCAGAGACUUCUGUACUACGAUGUGAUGCUGAAAGUGUUUGCCCUUGUAUCAUCUGUAGGUUGUUGGCAUAAAAUGGAAGAUGAGGAGGCCUGUUCUGAUCAGCGAGUAUGUAUACAAGGCAAGUCACAGGUCAGGACUUCUAAGACAGCUCCAGUCACCCAUAAGAACCAUCUCUGUAAGCGGUGUUUCUCUCUGUUACAACAUAUUUUGCACCCGACUGGGUCACAUGCAGCGUACUUUGAGAAGAAAGCCUUCUGUAGCGACACAUGUGUUGGAGAAUUCUGUUUCGGUGUAAACCCUCACCAGCAACAAAAGAAUGAAUGUGGAGAGGGGCCCUGGAAAGAAGCUAUGGACGGGGCCUCUUUUGUGAGCAGGUGCAGCUUCUCCUUACCUUCGGUGCCUUCAACCAGCAGGGAGGUUGGGGAAGACGUGCAAUCCAACUCACAGCUUCCCCAGCACCAGGCCACUCUCAACACUGAGGAGCUACACUGUGGCAGUGAGAUUUCACAGGAAUUUCUCAGUGGAAAAAGUCAUCACCGGUGGGAUGAAUGUAAAAACGCUGCCAGCCACAACCUGAAAGUUGUUCAGUGUCAGGGUGUGUGUUCUGGAGAACUGAUUUAUGAGUGUAACAGGUAUAGGAAAGUGUUUAGACGAAACUUUAAUGUCAUUCGACAUAUGGGAGUUCAUACUGGAGAAAAGCAGUAUCAGUGUAAUGAAUGUGGGAAGUUCUUCAGAGAAAGACCUGCACUCAUAAGACACCAGAGAGUUCACACUGGAGAGAAGACAUAUGUGUGCAGACAUUGUGGGAAGUCUUUCAGUUACAACUCUAACCUCAAAAAACACAACAGAGUUCACACAGGAGAAAAGCCAUAUAAGUGCAGUGAAUGUGGGAUAUCCUUUCGUCAGAAGACCCACCUCAUGGAACACCUCAGAGUUCACACUGGACAGAAACCAUAUGAGUGCAGACAUUGUGGGAAAUCCUUCCGUUCCAAGGCUAACCUCAAACAACACAACAGAGUUCACACAGGAGAAAAGCCAUAUAAGUGCAGAGAAUGUGGGAUGUCCUUUCGUCAAAAGAGGCACCUCACUGAACACCUCAGAGUUCACACUGGACAGAAACCCUAUGAGUGCAGACAUUGUGGGAAAUCCUUCCGUUCCAAGGCUAACCUCAAACAACACAACAGAGUUCACACAGGAGAAAAGCCAUAUAAGUGCAGAGAAUGUGGGAUGUCCUUUCGUCAAAAGAGGCACCUCACUGAACACCUCAGAGUUCACACUGGACAGAAACCCUAUGAGUGCAGACAUUGUGGGAAAUCCUUCCGUUCCAAGGCUAACCUCAAACAACACAACAGAGUUCACACAGGAGAAAAGCCAUAUAAGUGCAGAGAAUGUGGGAUGUCCUUUCGUCAAAAGAGGCACCUCACUGAACACCUCAGAGUUCACACUGGACAGAAACCCUAUGAGUGCAGACAUUGUGGGAAAUCCUUCCGUUCCAAGGCUAACCUCAAACAACACAACAGAGUUCACACAGGAGAAAAGCCAUAUAAGUGCAGAGAAUGUGGGAUGUCCUUUCGUACAAGGGCUCAGCUCACUGUACACCUCAGAGUUCACAGUGGGGAGAAGUCAUAUGAGUGUAGAGAAUGUGGGAAGUCCUUUCGUCAAAAGACCCACCUCACUGACCACCUCAGCGUUCACACAGGAGAGAAACCAUAUGAGUGCAGACAUUGUGGGAAAUCCUUCCAUUACAAGUCUAACCUCAGACAACACAGCAAAGUUCAUACAGGAGAAAAGCCAUAUAAGUGCAGAGAAUGUGGGAUGUCCUUUCGUACAAGGGCUCAGCUCACUAGACACCUCAGAGUUCACACUGGAGAGAAGCCACAUGAGUGUACUGAAUGUGGGAUGUCCUUUCGUACAAGGGCUCAGCUCACUAGACACCUCAGAGUUCACACUGGAGAGAAGCCACAUGAGUGUACUGAAUGUGGGAUGUCCUUUCGUACAAGGGCUCAGCUCACUAGACACCUCAGAGUUCACACUGGAGAGAAGCCACAUGAGUGUACUGAAUGUGGGAUGUCCUUUCGUACAAGGGCUCAGCUCACUAGACACCUCAGAGUUCACACUGGAGAGAAGUGUUAAAUGUGCAGGGAAUGUUUCCUUUUAUUCACUUAGAAUAACAACACUGAAGGAGACUCUUUGCGACCUAUUUUCCUAAAUUUAAACCCCUUUUAAUGGAACAUACACUCUUCUAGAUUCCUCAUGUUUCCAGUACAGGUGAAGCUUAAACCAUAUGGAGGCCUGUUCUGAUCAGCGAGUAUGUAUACAAGGCAAGUCACAGGUCAGGACUUCUGAGACAAGUAAAAGUGCAUUGCACUUUGUAACAUGCCCAGGUCUUCUACCCGAUUGAUUUGUGGCUGAAGAGAUUUCCCCUCUACCACCUGGCUCACCUGAAGAGUGUGUAUCAGUCCCAACCACUGCGUGCUCAGGGGAAAUGUAUUCUGUGUUGUCACUUGUGCUUGAGAACAUUAGGAACCCUCCGCUCCUGACAGGAUCUUCAUUUAUCUCCGAGGAGGUAAUGCACCUGACCCAGGGUUCAUACAGGGCACCUUCCUCAGCUAAGAAGUGCGGCCUCUGUCAGGGACAUGUGGUUCUCACAUUAUGCUGUGAUGAAUUGUUUCAAAUUCUGAUUCACCAACCUGCAAACCGCUUUCUGUCCUAUUUUCUGGUUUGUGAUCUUUAGUAAAGGUAUUUUUUCUUUAGUACCUUUAAUUUUCUUGGUUAUAUUCACCCCCAGGGAUGAUUUUCAAGCACUAUUGUGGUCUACGUUAUAUAAUUUACAGAUAUUGUGUGGAUCCCAACGUUUCUGUGCUUUAGGAGGGACAGCAUAGUGCCAGGAAAUCACUCUUUGACCAAUAUUGGCUUUUAGUGCAUUGCUGCCCACGGCCUUGAAAUAAAGACUGCGUGACUUUGUGGUU